Messenger RNA from Trichosporon asahii var. asahii CBS 2479, 936 nucleotides. RefSeq names its product 2,4-dienoyl-CoA reductase (NADPH). Bases 1 to 936 code for a protein of 311 amino acids. NCBI's taxonomy places the organism in Eukaryota, Fungi, Basidiomycota, Tremellomycetes, Trichosporonales, Trichosporonaceae. The transcript has a single exon. The record is from RefSeq and is a predicted model, not a curated record.
AUGACUGAUCCCCUGAAGUACCUCGACGUUAUCAAGGCUCGCUCGGCAGUAACAGCGGGCACCGGGCGCCUCUCUGGCAAAGUCGCCAUUGUGACUGGCGUAGGUCCUGCGGCAGGCAUCGGUGCCCAGGCGGCACGCCUGUACGCUCGUGAAGGCGUUGCGGCGCUGUACCUCGUCGACCUUUCUCCAGCCGUAGUCACCUUCGCGACUGCCCUCCAGUCCACCUUCCCAGGCACCAGGGUUGUUGCCAUCCAGGGUGACGCCGCCAGCGACUCUGUGACCAAGGCCGCCGUUGCGCGCGCUCUAUCGGACACCGGCCGCCUCGACAUCUUCUACGCGAACGCGGGCAUCUCACACCUCAAGCCGAAGAAUUCCAGCGGUCCUCUCGAGGACCUGCUCACUUCCGCCCGCACUGCCCGGGACGUGCCCGCCGACGAGUACGCAGAGGUCAUGCGUAUCAACGCCCUGUCCGUGUUCCUGGCUCUGAAGUACGCCGCACCCGCCAUGGAGAAGACAUCGGCUUCCAAGCCACUUUCAGGCGGAUCGAUCAUCGCAACAGCCUCUGUUGCCGGUCUCGGUGCUAGUGGCCCGCUGGCGUACUCGGCAAGCAAAGCAGCCGUGAUCAGUAUGACGCGCAACGGCGCCUCCGAGCUCGCCGGCUCCGGCGUCAGGGUGAACUGUAUCUGCCCUGGCGUUAUCCGCACGGACAUGACGGCCGGCAUCUUUAAGCUCAGUGAUGGAAAGAACAUUGGAGCCCUGAACCCCGCCAGGAGGCACGGAUUGCCGGAGGAAAUUGGACAGGCGGCGCUGUGGCUUGCGAGCGACGAGAGCAGCUAUGUCAACGGGCAUGCGCUCGUCGUGGAUGGGGGCUUCAGCGCCAGCUUACCGUUCGUGCCAGGAAGCAAGGAGCGCAUGGACAGCCUCUCAAAGUUGUAG